Molecule: messenger RNA, 360 nt
Organism: Trematosphaeria pertusa
Lineage: Eukaryota; Fungi; Ascomycota; Dothideomycetes; Pleosporales; Trematosphaeriaceae
Exons: 1
Coding region: 1-360 (119 amino acids)
Source: RefSeq, a predicted model, not a curated record
AUGAGUAAUCCCAUGUAUGAGGAAAAGAUAGAUGGCACAUCGAUCCGUCUUCUCCGGUUCUCUCGCUCCGUCGAUGGCGGCUUCAAGGGCAAGCUCAGAGUAUUCCGGCUCGCCGAUGCACCGCCCUUCUUCAGUGCCUCAUACACAUGGGGCGCGAAGAGUUACUCAGAAGACACCAUUCAGCUGAAGGCUGGACGUUUACCGGUACUGGACAGUCUGGCUCCCUUCCUGCGGAUGAUUAGCCAGCACGAAGAUUUCGACAACGAUGACUGGUGGUGGAUCGACUCCCUUUGGCCUGUAUUUCGAUCGACCCUGAAUCAAACACAGCAGAAACUAGAGGCUGGAACCUCUAUUAUAUGA